Messenger RNA from Penaeus indicus, 1867 nucleotides. RefSeq lists its product as uncharacterized. The coding region runs from base 162 to 1442 and encodes 426 amino acids. The transcript has 3 exons. The record is from RefSeq and is a predicted model, not a curated record. NCBI's taxonomy places the organism in Eukaryota, Metazoa, Arthropoda, Malacostraca, Decapoda, Penaeidae.
GGCGGUAGGGAUAGGCGGAGGUGAGGGUGGCAGCGACGCCGUGAGGGUAGGUGGAGGCAAGGGCGUAGUUGUGCCCCUGACUCAGUGUGUGACAGAGGUGGCGGCAGUAGUGAGAACGACGCGAGGUUGGCGGUGCCGAUUAAGCGCGGGAGACCUAGGUGAUGGCGGACUUCAUGGAGAGCAACCUCUUCCGCCCCACCGCCCCGAGAGAGCCGUUUUUCAAGAAGCCCAGGCGGAAGAAAAUCAAAGUAGACGAAGACACUGACGCUUUUGACCAAGAACCUCCCAAAGAUUCUCGUCCCUUCGCAGCCAUCGGGGUGGCGUCCCUCGCAGCCUCCCAGAUCUUAGACACUCACGCCACGAAGCAGAAGAAGGUGAUGGUCACCAACGGCCUCGUGAGAAUACCCGGACCGCCCGUCACGCCCACGCGCAGGAGGAGGAACAUCCCUACAAAUGCUUCCCAGUCAAGUCCGUCUCCCUCCACGAAGGAAACCCGCUCGCCGCAGAGGGUGGCUGUAGGCCGCUCGAGGAGUUUCAGGGCUAAAAAAGGACACGACUAUGAGAACGUGUCUUUACGGAGAAAUUCCAUAGUUGGGCUGCAGGUGUUGAAAAUCUUAGCUGAGCGGGAGGCUAGUACUAGCGGCGAUGGUGAAGUUUCCAGUGUCUGUCAAGUCCUGGAGCAGUUCAACAAGAUGAAUUUGGUGCAAGAUAAGACGAAACAGACCGUCAGCGAAGAAAAUAAACGCAAAGUCGAGGCCUCAAAAACGAGCCAAGACAACAACGUUUCUCAAACUAAGUCGGUCCAUGCAAAGGACAAAAAUAGUGAUAAGGACCACGAGCUAGCACAGACGCCUGAGUCCUCGGGGAAAAAGCCUGUGACUUCCGAAGGGCCUCCGCAGAAGAUAGAAGAUGCCUGCAAGAAGUGUGUGAACAAUAAAACUUCCCCCGACACGACGCAAAAUGGCGGGGAGGAUUCCGAUCUUCAGCCCUGCAAAAAGCACAGGCAAGACAAACGCAAAAAACUCUUACGACUCCUACGCUUGCUCUUAGGACUCAGCUGGAAAAGGAAACCCAGGAAAGAAGACAAACAGUUCUUGAUCACAGAGGAAGUCACUCAGGAGGAAGACAGUAGCCGUGGAACCGUUCACAAGAAGCCUAAAUUGUCCAAGAAGGUGUCGUUCAGAACCAAGCACUGCAUAGACGACCAGGCGGCGGGGUCGAGGGGCGAGCCGGCCUUCUUGGUGUCAAAGAAGAGGAGGCCCAGGAAAAAGAACAUGCGUCGCGCCAGUCGUCGUAUGAAGAAGUCUCUCGGUCGUGGGUGUCGGUACAUCGGGCACGGCCUGGCCAACAUGACUUCCAUGAUACCCGAAGCUUCUUACAUGGGGCCCAUCACCCCUUAUCGUGACUUCGACGACGACUACAUCACCGGCGACUACAUCUAGCGCUAAUUUUGGCCUUCAGGCGCGCGCGAUCAAAGCAACGAUGCAUGUGAUAUUAGUAUCCACAGCUGGUAGUCUCUUGAUACACCGUUAAGCGUGAUGUGUGUGUUGUAUGUGUGUGUGUGUGUGUGUAUGUGUGUGUGUGUGUGUGUGUGUGUGUGUGUGUGUGUGUGUGUGUGUGUGUGUGUGUGUGUGUGUGUGUGUGUUUGAGUGUGUGUGUGUGUGUGUGUGUGUGUGUGUGUGUGUGUGUGUGUGUGUGUGUGUGUGUGUGUGUGUGUGUGAAGAAUGUAUGGGAGAAGUUUUUUUUUAAUGUUUUGUUUUCAGUGUUUUCUUUUCUUUUUCUUUGUGUUUAGGAGUAAGAUUUAGCACAGGUUUAGGUUAUUCGUUUUUUAUAGAUCAAAUUGUCCAAUAAAGGCACUUUUCUGUUU